This is a messenger RNA of Exophiala spinifera, 2655 nucleotides long. RefSeq lists its product as uncharacterized. NCBI's taxonomy places the organism in Eukaryota, Fungi, Ascomycota, Eurotiomycetes, Chaetothyriales, Herpotrichiellaceae. The coding region runs from base 1 to 2655 and encodes 884 amino acids. The transcript has 2 exons. The record is from RefSeq and is a predicted model, not a curated record.
AUGACAAUGGAAAUCUCAGCUCCCCAUCCUCUCGUGAGACUCCCUCGCGUUGCACGGCCCGAUGCUGCCACUCACAUUGGCCCUGUUUUCACGGUGCGUGACGGGGUGAAAAGAAGAAGGAAAGAAAUUUGUGCUGCGGUUGAUGGAAAUUCUUUGAAUAUUUAUGAGGCACAAGAUGGAAACAUAUUGACCUCAUUUCCUGUGCCACCGAAUUCUUCCUUCUCGGGUCCGCCAUGCUCAGUCCGCGUUGCGGUGGACGACAAGCUACAUCGAAGAUCCUAUUGCGCCCUAAAACUACAGUCUCUGCAAAUACAGUUGUUCGAAAGCCUUGACGGAGAACAGCAGCAUGUCAAGUCUGUUAGGAGUCCCCCACUCAACGGACAGGAGCCUGUCAUGCUCGUCGACGUCUUGCCGCAUGCUGGAAACCAAAUUCUGAUUGCCCAGGCUAACGGCAAUUUGACAAUAUUCUCAGCCGAUCUGGAAAGACGAAUUGCCAGGAUAUCAUUGAAUACUAAAGAGCAUCCUUACCUUCAAGUUUUGGCGAUACAGCACCUCACCUCGGCGGAGGCAGAGAAGUCGGUUUUGAAACAGCGAACAGAUUUGCUUAGGGAAGCCAAGGAUAAUACUUCCUACAUCACCCUCGCAUAUAGCAAGGCCCAACCUGAUGAUAAUGAUCAAAGGAUCUUUUACGGUCUCUGGCCAGUCAACACCACCGAAGGAGGCAACCUGCCACAAAUGACAUCCGUUACACCCCUAUUUGAACAUGAAAUUCCACGGCAUGGCAACGCAAAGGAGAGGCGCUGCACUUUCGGCCAACAUGCUUCACAUCUUUAUGUUAAAUGUGGAGCAACAUUUUCCACAUAUGAUCUCUCGAAGAUGAUACCUGCUACAAUUUCUACUUUGGAUACCGCCAUCAAUGGGAGCUUUGAGAUCAUGGCUAUCACUCCAGCAUUCGCCAUUUGCUCUUUCCAGGAAUCUCUGCGGCUCUAUGAUCUCAAAUAUCAAUCGAUCCGACUGCAGCAGGACACCACCAGGACCAACCUUAAACGAAAACGACACAGAAUGACUGCCGAAGGUCAAAUUGGCCCGGUGGAAUUCAUCACAUAUCUGAGCCACUCAGCUCGUGUCAUUGGAAAGCGUCGCCAUCAUCUUGUCGCGAUCGAUAUCUCGCUUUCAGCUGGGUCAAAGGAGCUGCAUGCCGGAAGCCAGCUGAUCCAGAAUAUCGGACUCGGCGUCAAGCUCCACGACGAAGCACAUCGUUUAGGUGGAAACAUUCCAAGACUCGCCAUCGGCUCAUCUGGUGAUAACAGCGUGUCAAGUAAGAGCUGGUCCUCUGUAAGGAAGAGGCUUGAUGAGUUGGCCCAAGCAGGUGAUGCAACAGGGUUUGAAGAGGUAUUUGCCGCGGAUCUCAGGUCCGGUCUGUUGCAAUCGUCCUUGCCGCCACCCAUGAUCGAUGACCUGCCUGCGACUCGCCUUGCAAUUCCAGAUGCCAAAACCAAUUACAUCCUCACCAAGAUCUUCCAUAUUGAGUCGACCGAAGGCACCCCCCAAGAUGCUCCUCCCGAUGCACGGCUAAAGAUCCAGCUUCCGUCAUUCAAGUUGAUCGUCUGGCUUUCGAGGCUGGGGUUACUUUCCCAUAUCGGAGUGAAGCGAGCUGUAUCAUCACAUAGCCCUGGAGCAGCGGAGCUUGUGAAACUCGAUUCUGUGGCAGAGGCACUUCUAGAGGUCGAUCCAAGCCUGAAGUUGCUAACCGAAUGCCUUGAGGCGGGAUUCAGUCCUUACGCCGAGGAGCAAGCUGCGGUUGCCCAGGCGCUUCUGUCGCGGGCAUUAACAGUAGUAGCUGAUGCAGCUCCGGCUUCAAAAUCGGAUGCAACAAGUCACGAAGACGGUGGCAAGCAGGAAAUGCAAAUACAAACGCUGGAAACAUCCACUUCUGAUCCUACGUGGUUGCCACCUCAGCUCCAGACAGCAUUGGUUUUGUCGCUAAACAAGUUGGGUGCCGGUUCGACCAAAACAAUCACACAAAGCUUGAGGUCUCUGUUCAGCCAACGCGAGACAUUGGCUCUGGUCCAGUUUCUACGCCAACAGCUCUUCCAGGGUGGUCACACUCGAUCGUUUCAAAGCUUGCCUCCCAUCGAGGCGCGCAGUAAGGUCUCGGGCAUGCCGCUCAGUGCGAUCAUCAACAUCCUAUCAAGUUGUGUGGAUGCUAUCGGACCUCUGGGCAUCAUCGGCGCGCUAGAAAACGAAGAUUUUGUCGGCAAUAUAAUUCCAGAUCUUGUGACGGAAAUCACUCAUGCCACUGAGAGUCUUGUAGAUGCCACCGAGUUGCGAGGUAUACUACGAGAGACGUUAAGGUACGAAGAAUCAAUACGAAAGCAUGAAAGCGCCGGUGGUCGUCUCCAAGUGGGUGGCCCUGCUGCGAGACUUACCCAACAGCCCGGAAAGAUAGUCACGUUAUACUCGGAAAACACCAAAGAGGACGAUGGCUUCCAGCUGCGCGGCGGACUCCCCCUGGCUCUUCGAGCCGAAAAUGUCAUCAGCCCAUAUAAGGUCAGAAAAGGAGGUGGGCAGGUUUUGAAACGAAGCGCUCGAGAAAUGAGCAUGCUGAAGAGCAUGAGUAAGGGGCAGUAUUCGUUUGAGCGUUUAGUUCUGUAG